UGAUGGUAAAAAAAUUAUAGAAUGUGAAUUUUUGGAAUGUAAAGUAAAUAAAUCAGUUCAAAUUUGUACUGAAGCCAAAGUUUGUGAAUUUGUUUCAAAUAAAUUAAAAGAAAUUCAACAUAUUGAAGUAAAUAAAAGUAUUGAUUUUUAUAAAUUAAAUUAA
Molecule: messenger RNA, 163 nt
Organism: Cetraspora pellucida
Lineage: Eukaryota; Fungi; Glomeromycota; Glomeromycetes; Diversisporales; Gigasporaceae
Source: the annotation of a GenBank genome assembly